GAAAUGCAUCGACAUAUUCGAGGAAGUUGCAUUGUGGCCACUGCUAGAUCUCCCCAAACAGCAGCGUGAAAAUACUGCAAAAUAUACAAGCAUCAGAAAGCACACAGCCUUGGAAUUUUCUUUUGUACGGUCUCUGUUUUGCCUUUAGUCUUUCUCUGGCAAGCAAAGUUUUCCUCCUGGUUGCAGGUCAGGGGCAUUGGGGGCGGCGGGGGGUGGGGGGGUGGGGAGAAGAGGGGGACAGAAUGUGUGUGUGGGGAAAGGGGUAUCCGAAAGCUUCUGUUUAAUCUGGAAGAAGCAGGAGGAUCUCCAGUGAGCAAGGAAAUAUCAUGGUCAACACACACAAAACUAGGCUCCUAUUCGGUGAGCCACUCGGUUCUCUUCUUGCAAUAAGCAAUUAAAAAACUAAGAGAAAAAAAAAGGUAUAUGGAUCCAGAUUGCCCGGUGCAGCAGAAAGUCUGGAAAGAUUUUGUUUGGUCGCUGUAACGAAGAAAAAGAGAAGCUGUCAUUUUGUGUGUGCCCUAUACAAGGGCCUCCUGGUUCCUUGUUAGCUUAUAGAGGGGGAAAACAACGCGUUUGAUGUUACAUCUGACCAGCUGCUGUUCUCCAUAAUAACAAGCGAGAGAACUGCCUGCCCUAGUGAGUUGCGUCACUUUUGCUUCAACUUUAGGCUAGAAAUCAAGAGAGCGAGAGAGAGGAGAGACAACUUUCAAGGAAGCAGGAGGGAGCUGGAAAGCCCUGCAGUCUGCCUCCCACCCACUCACCCCUCCUCCUUUGCCCCUUCCUUCCCCUCCUCCUCCCCCCAAAAAACUUUUCCAUCCGAGAAAGAGGGAGAUCUCUUUGGAAACAUGGAGCUGCUCUGCUGCGAGGUGGAUCCCAUGCGGAGAGCUCUGCCCGACCCGAACUUGCUCUAUGAUGACCGCGUUUUGCACAAUUUAUUAACCAUAGAAGAGAGGUAUCUGCCCCAAUGUUCCUAUUUCAAAUGCGUCCAGAAGGACAUCCAGCCCUUUAUGAGGAGGAUGGUGGCGACCUGGAUGUUGGAGGUCUGUGAAGAGCAGAAGUGCGAAGAAGAGGUUUUCCCCCUAGCCAUGAAUUAUUUGGACAGAUUUUUAGCUGUGGUGCCCACCAGAAAGUGCCAUCUGCAGCUGCUGGGGGCAGUUUGCAUGUUCUUGGCCUCCAAGCUGAAAGAGACAAUCCCCCUCACUGCAGAGAAACUUUGCAUAUAUACGGACAAUUCCAUCAAACCCCAAGAGCUGCUGGAGUGGGAGCUGGUGGUGCUGGGAAAGUUGAAGUGGAAUCUUGCAGCAGUGACUCCACAUGAUUUCAUUGAACACAUUCUAAGAAAACUGCCUCUACCUACAGACAAGUUGCUUUUGAUCCGGAAGCAUGCACAGACAUUUAUUGCCCUUUGUGCCACAGAUUUUAACUUCGCCAUGUAUCCACCAUCAAUGAUAGCAACUGGAAGUGUGGGAGCAGCCAUCUGUGGCCUUCAGCUUGAUGAUGGGGAAAGUUCACUGUCCGGUGACAGCCUAACAGAACUCCUGGCCAAGAUCACAAACAUAGAUGUGGACUUCCUUAAAGCCUGCCAAGAACAGAUAGAGUCGGUGCUAGUAAGCAACCUUAGGCAAGUCCAGCAGCAGCAACAGCAAGGAAAUCCUUCUAAGAUGGUGGAUGAACUGGACCAGGCCAGCACUCCCACAGAUGUGAGAGACAUCAACCUGUGAGGACGUCAGCCCAGACAGUCGUGCUUGCUCCCUCUGCUCCUCCCCUCCCCUUUUUUUUAGAAUGAAAUCUUUUUUUUUAAUCUGCUCCCACAUAAAAUGUAUUUAAAGCUCUUUUAGAUACAAAACAAAACAAAAAAAGAAGUAAUUUAAAAAAGCAUUUGGUGCCUGUGAUGUUCUACAGAAGGGAAUCCCACGAUAUAUUUGAUAAUUGCUGUUUGAUUAUGUAUUGGUGAUAUUAAAUGCUUAUAAAAGCAUAAAAAGUAGCUAGAUAAAUGUAAGCCUGCAUUUGUGGGAACAAAGUAGAAUAUACUUUUCUGUGCGUGCAUUAUGACCUAGUGCAUACACACCCUUUUUUAAACUUAAGAAAGGAAUUGUGUGUGUUAUGUUAUGGCUUGACUAGAUUGCAAAGCAAUAGAAUUAAGGGGUUAGGGCAAAGUGGGAAAAAAUCCCUGAAGUGAUUGAACCAUUUUGGAUGCAGAAGAGAUUUGCUGAUCUAUCACCUCUGUUAUUAGUCAGAACAGUUUGUUGGAUUUCUGUAUGUUAGUUUUGUUUACUCUUGCUGUCUGUGGUAGCUGCUACCUAAGAAAGAAGAUGCUUUAUUUUGCCAGCCGGAAGAGCAGGUGUUCCUUUCCCCCCACCACCACUGCUUCCUACUUUUCCUCCAGAAAUGGUUCAUUCUAAACACAGCAGCAUCUUUGGCAUAAAGCUGAUCCUGCUACCCAGCAGUGGUCCAAGCCAAAGUAUAGAAUGCUUGCAUUAAAUGGCAGAAACAUACAGAUUAAAAAUGACUUGCCAACAAAUCAGACACCUCUGAACUUUGGAUUCCUAGAUGCAGUGGAUCAUCUGUGAAAAAGCAUUAUAUUCAUUCACAAUGCUAAUGCUACACAUCAAUGUUAACUUUUGGCAGCUCUUUAGUUUGGUGUAAAGGCAAUUAAAUGAUGCUCUGCCCAUCUUCCUUUUUAACAUCCUCACUGUGUUAAAGAAGAUGUGAUUUCCUUUGAUCCCCCCUCUCCCUCCAAAAAAUACAUUUUCCAGAUGUUUAUAACUUUACUGGUCCACAGUUAGCAUUAUUAUAAACCAUUUCAUUCGAAAAGCACUUUGAAAAUUGUUCCUAAGGGAUAAAUGAAAUGGUUUAUGACAAUUGUGCUGAGCAAAAAAAAAAAAAAAAAAAAAAAGCAGCAAUGCAUAUAGCUAUUAAUAGUCAAUAUUUUCCAAUAUCUGAUGUACUUUGCUAGUUCUGGUGUUGCUGGAAAUUCCAACACCUGCUUCGGAUGACAUUCCUGUCACAACAUUCCGGAUGAAAGUCUGACAAUUCUGUGUAUUGUUCAGUGUCAGAAGGAUCUUAACACCACCUGCAUGCUUAUCUAUGGACAAUGAAAGAAAAUUGCUGGUGCAAAAGAUACAAAUGGUAAACAUCAAGUCAUUCAGCAUGAAAAUCCUGUAAAAAGAGGUGCAUUUCUAGAGCCCAGUACUCUUUUCAUAAAUUGUUCUCCACAGCAAAGCAACUUAUGUAGGAUGUUUUUAAAAAACCAAAAAACCUACAGAAAAAUUAAGUUUUAUUGGACUUUGCCAUAAGUGUUGUGCAAAACUUGGAAGAAAAAAAAGACUUUGUGUUGGACAAAGACAUGGAGAGUUUGAGGAGAAAUGGGCUUCCAUGCAACAAAUCUAUUUCAGACUUCGGGCAGGAGAAGCGAUCACAACCUUCUGAGGUUCCACCACCUCCUUCACACAUGUACAGGGUUUUAAGCUCAUGGAUACAUACUAUUGUUUCUCCAGUUUGUCAAGAUCAUUUGAAUUCUCAUUCUGUCCUUGAAAGCACAGCAACCCCUCCCAUCUUGGUGUCGUCUGCAAACUUUAUAAGUGUACUCUCUAUGUCAUUAUCCAAAUCAUUUAUGAAGAUAUUGAGUAGAAUUGGACCCAGGACAGAUCCCUGUGGGACCCUACUCCAUAUGCCCUUCCAUCUUGACUGAAGCAUUGAUAACUAUUCUCUGAGUAUGGUUUUCCAAUUAGUUGGAUCCACUUUACAAUGUGUUGGUUUAGGCUACAUGUCCAUAGUUUGCUUAAUUAAGGCAUGAUAUAGCCCAUCUCCUGCUCCCCCGAUCCACAAGCUUGUUACCCUAUCAAAGGAUAUUAGGUUGGUUCUUGACAAAUCCAUGUUAACUGUUACUUAUAACCUUAUUUUCUUCCAGGUGUUUACAGACUUGACUGAUUAUUUGCUUCAUUCUUUCCAGGUACCAAAGUUAAGCUGACUGGUCUAUAAUUCCUUGAGUUGUCCUUAUUCCCCUUUUUCUAGCUAGCUACUAUAUUUGCCCUUUUCCAGUCUUCUGGGAUCUCCUGUCCUCCACAAGUUCUCAAAGAUAAUAGCUAAGAGCUCAGAGAUCUCUUCAGCAAGUUCCUUAUGUAUUCGAGGAUUUAUUUUGUUAGGCCCUGCCGACUUGAACACAUCUAACUUGUCUAAGGCCUUGUCUACACUGCCACUUUACAGCACUGAAACUUUCUCGCUCAGGGCUGUGAAAGUGUGAUGUUUCAGUGCUCUAAAGUGACAGUGUAGAUAAUGCACCAGUGCUGGGAGCCGCAAUCCCAGCACUGGUAGCUACUCCCCUCGUGGGGGUGGCUUUUUUACAGUGCUAGGAGACCUCACUUUCUCCAUCUUCUGUAAUAAAAAGUGGUCUCCAAUGGAUUCCAAGAACUUGCUGGAUAAUCUGUGCCCUGCUGUAUUAUUUUCCUAAUGGAUGUCUGGGUAAUUGAAGUGCCCUAUCACCACCAAGUCCUGUGCUUUGGAUGAUUUUGUUAUUUAAAAGAAGUUUCAUCCACCUUUCUGGUUAGGUGGUCGAUAGUAGAACUGUACCAUGACAUCACCCUUGUUUUUUAACCCUUUUAUCCUUACCCAGAAAACGACGAAGAGUCCUGUGGCACCUUAUAGACUAACAGAUGUAUUGGAGCAUGAGCGUUCGUGGGUGAAUACCCACUUUGUCAGACGCAUGCAGACUAACACAGCUACCCCUCUGAUCCUUAUCCAGAGACUUUCAACUGGUCUGCCUCCCACUUCUAUCUUGACAUCAGGGCAAGUGUAUACAUCUUGAUAUGCUAGAAAACGCUGCAUCCUUUCCCCUCUGCCUGUUCUUCCUUAAGAACCUGUAUCCUUCUAUACCAGCACUCCAGUCAUGUGAAUUAUCCUACCAAGUCUCUGUGAUGCCAGUUAUACCAUAAUUGUGAUUAUUCAUUAGUAUAUCCAGUUCUUCCUGUUUGUUCCCCAGACUGCUGGCAUUAGUAUACAAACAUCUAAGAUGUUCAUUAAAUGUCCAUAUUCCCUCUUGUCUCUUUUUGUCCAUGAUGCGAUUGCCUAUCUUCCCCCCUGAUUCUGAUCCUUCAUCCAGAUCUCCAUGUUCUGAACUUAUCCGUGGGCUUUUGUCUCCUUCCCCAUCCAGCCUAUUUUAAAACCCACCUCACCAGGUUAGCCAGUCUCUAUCUGAAGAUAUUCUUUCCCUUCUUUCAGAAGUAGACCCCAUCUCUGUUCAGCAGGCCUUCUCAGAACAGCAUCCCAUAGUUGAUGGUAUUUUUCUAAACAGAAUAGAAUUGUAAUUCAUAUUGGUUAGUUUUAACACUGGUGACUUUUUACAGGAAACAGAAAAAAAUAACCCUCCAGUGUCAUACUGAUGAUAGACUGACGUUGAAGAAACCUAAAUUUUCAUGGGCUAAAACCCACUUCAUCAGAUUUUAGCCCACAAAAGCAUAUGCCCAAAUACAUUUAUUAGUCUAUAAGGUGCCACAAGGACUCCUCAUUGUUUUUGCUGAUACAGACUAACAGAGCUACCACUGUGAAACCUGAAGUUGAAAAGAUUCUGUGCAUAUUUCAUUGUAAGCCACUAGGUGGUAGUAGUAGACUCAGUCACAGCUACUACCUAAUUCAGAUUGUGAGGAAGAGAAAAGAGAAAAAACCUAAAUCCGCUGUAGUAGUAAAUAUUGUAAUUAUAAUGUGUGGAAAAGUGACACACCAAGUUGUGACGCUUUGGGGUUUAACCUAGACCAGCAAGGGGUUGUGUCACUCCCUGCCCUGCAACUCUGGAUGCCUUCAAUGUUGUGCUGCUCUGGCUCACAGCCUGGACACCAACAGCCAGCCUUACAAGCAUGCAGGUAUCAUCACCCUGACUUCCACUGCCCAGUUACUUUUUACAGAGGGACUCCAACAUACUCCCAGUCCUGAAUUUCCCCAGAAAUUUCUGCCAGUGUGACAAUCUGCGCGGGUUCCCAGAACUGUGAAUUACUUUGUUCUUCCUUGCAACCUCAGCAAGCAAUUGUUUUUGCUACUGCUAAACUGUGUGACAACUCACUGACACACCAGCUUGUCUGCUUUGCCAGCCAACUCUUCAGGGCUCUACAAGUCCAAACCUUGCUUUGCAGGUAACAAAUAGUGAACCCAAACUCACAAGUUCCCAAGAGGCACCCCUGCAGUGCCCAGCCCUCUCCACGAGCACUCGCAGAAGUUAGUAAUUUCAUUGCUCCUGUAAUUUCAUUGCAAAUUGACGAACUCUUAUUUCAAUCACAGCAUUGAAUUAGUUUGUAGUAAAAGUAAAACAAGUUUAUUAAACAAAAAGUCAUAGUUUUAAGUGAUUAGAGGCACAGGGAAUAAAGUCAGAAAGGGUUACAAGCAAAAAAAAAGUAAAAAUACACUUCUAAAACUAAAGCCUAAUUUUAGCAAGCUACAAUCUCGACUAGGCAGGUUUCUCACCUAUAUUCAGUUCCAAGAGAUUUCUACCCCCUUAGUUGAAGAACCAUUCUGUGAUUUAAAGCGCUCUGAUCCCUUGAAUCCCUCAAAUGAUAGACAACUAUGGGGUUCUCUUCCAUUCUUUUUAUAGUCCAGCAAACCUCUAAAAUGUAUUCCUUGACAAGUACGCCCAGACAAAGCAUCUCUCUCCUGCUGGAGUGGAGACCCCAUGAUGUUUUCUCCACUGCUGAUUAGUUUGAUAUCUUUGUUUAUCUUAUAUGUAAAUUUACUUUCAUUGUCUCCGUCUAAUGACCAGGCUAGUCAGACAAGCAAAUACACAUUCCUUUAUCUAGGGCAGACUGGGCUUAUGCUUUGCUUACCAAACACAUUUUAAGAACAUAAUUCAAGCAAAUACUUAUAACUCUUUGUAUACAUCCUGUACAUAAAAUCUCACAAGAAUAUUACUGAUCAGUGAGUAGUUAGUUUUCCAAUAGUCCAGGCCAGCUUUUGGGUGUAUCAUGAUAACAGUGUUAGGUGUAGUGAUUUUGUCAGGCCCUACAAGAGUUGCUGACACAGGGUAGCAAACUACCAAUGGGUUUCUGUGUCACGCAAGCUAAUAAGGAAAGUUGUUGAGUUUUUUUAACAUAAGAUACUAAAUCAAACUAAUUAAAAAAUUAGGAGGUGUCCCUUGUUCACUUAGAAUAUUUUUUCAAGCUCUUAAUAUGUAGAUGGCCUUUGUUCCCACACUUUCAUAAAAUCCUUGGGGAAAUACUGCCCUUUGCUUCUAAGCAUAAACCGUUCCCAGCUGAAUAAAGAAUAAGAAAAAAGAAUAAUUUUCAUUACUAAAUGAAUCACAGACAUUAUAAAAGACUUACAAAAUCUCAUGAUCCAGCCAUUAAGGAAAAUGAAGGACUGUUCCCUAUCAUAGUUUCCAAUGCUCUGUCCAGUUACCAGUGGUUUUAAAUAGCAAUGGGGUUUCAACUACCUUCCUACAUGUCUAAUCGAUUUCACAUUUACAAAAUGUUUCAGAUAUUUGUCUUAAAUAUCAUUUUCUCAGUUGCAUCCCAUUAUUCCUAACUAAAGCUCCAUGGAUUACCAUAAACAAUUUCCCCCCCUUCUUUGUUUUAUACACCCUUCAGAUACAUAUCAGCUGUUAUCAUAUUCUACCCCAUAGUUAUCAUUUGGCUAAAAUCCCAUAUUUAGUUUACUCAGAAGUCAAUUAUUCCAGCCUCUUCAUAAUUUUUGUUGGCAGAGCUUUCUCUUUGCUGAGUGAACGUUUUAUGCUCUAGGAAUUAUUUUGGGGAAGUCCUAUAGUCUGUGCAAUACAGGUCAAACUAGAUGAUCACAGUGUUCCCUUUUGGCCUUAGAAUCUGUGAAUCAAUACAUGCAAUCAGCAUUUAUUUUGUCUCUUUGUGUUGGUUUUUUUGCAGUUCAUUAAUAAAAGGUGAUGCCCUGACAAUAUUGGAGAAAAAAUCCCUCUGUUUAUCCACAGAACAGGUUCAGCAUAAGCAACAACAGUGCAAGCUUCAAUAUACGCUGUCCUCCCACCUAUGUGCCUCAACUGGGACCCAAAGAGACAACCUCUUGGCAAGAAAAUAGAGUUUGCGGUUUAUUUAGCUCUUGUCCUUGGCUGCUAGUUUGUUUGUCAUCUUUACUACAAAUAAAUGACCUGGCCCUGCAA
This is a messenger RNA of Gopherus flavomarginatus (Mexican gopher tortoise), 8107 nucleotides long. It is a transcript of the gene CCND2, whose product is annotated as cyclin D2. The record is from RefSeq and is a predicted model, not a curated record. Gene Ontology annotation, cellular component: cytoplasm; cyclin-dependent protein kinase holoenzyme complex; nucleus. The coding region runs from base 846 to 1721 and encodes 291 amino acids. Gene Ontology annotation, biological process: positive regulation of G1/S transition of mitotic cell cycle; mitotic cell cycle phase transition; regulation of cyclin-dependent protein serine/threonine kinase activity. The transcript is spliced from 8 exons. Lineage: Eukaryota; Metazoa; Chordata; Testudines; Testudinidae. Gene Ontology annotation, molecular function: cyclin-dependent protein serine/threonine kinase regulator activity.